Molecule: messenger RNA, 3150 nt
Organism: [Torrubiella] hemipterigena
Lineage: Eukaryota; Fungi; Ascomycota; Sordariomycetes; Hypocreales; Clavicipitaceae
Source: the annotation of a GenBank genome assembly
AGCUGUGCUGUGCUGUCCAAAGUGAUGUUAUGGUGAAAUAGAGUUGACAUCACGACGUUUUCACUCCAACAACUAACUGUCUGCCCACAUUGGUAUUUGCGCGCACUGUCCUCCCUGUGGUAUUUUUAUUUUUUUCUUCUCACUAAGCAAAACUCCAAUUGGGGAAAAGCACCGACGAUUGGCAUUCUCAUUACCCCUAUUCAGCAGCCUCGUAUAGCGACUAAGGCUGUGCCCAACGCCACUUGCACUGGGGGGGGGCCGCCGGGAGCGUCUUCUGAGAGUGUGCGCCCGUCCACCACGUGCGCUGCUGGUGCUGGCAGCUUGCAUUGCUUGCGUACACAACCCAAAAAACAAGCACUAAAAAAAACAGUGCGCUUAUUCAGGCCCAUUUUCGCAUUUGCUUAUAUUUGGCGGACGCGGCCUGUCUAACGGCUGUCGCUUCCACAGGAUCCGCGCCGCUGUCCUCUUUUUCUUCUUUUCCCCCUUCCCAUCCAAAUCCCCGCGCCAUUUUCACUUUGCGACCGGGCACCCAAUCGCCAUCAUCGCCAAUCAUGGUGUCGCUCGCGCAAUCCUUCUUCUCACUGAAGAAGAAUAUCUUAUUUGCUAUUGUUUUGCUUGCAGGGCUCUGCUUUCUUGUUAUUCAGCUACGCCUCGGAACCGACCAUAUCCAGCGGGUACCAUCCGUUACGUCAACGACCAAGACGCUGAGCGCAGAGAAGAUUGUAGCAGAGCGGCUCUCCAAGUCGCUGAAUCAUCUUGCUGCGAUCCCCGUGCGCGAUGGCGACAUCUUAAAGGCAGACAACAUUUCUAGCUACACUGACGCCAUCUUCCUCCACCGGGAAGCAAAAAUCGAUACUUUCCAAUGUCCCCUGGUAAACGAGACACGAUACGCAGACCUUACAAAAUCACCGGGGCCGACAAAUCCGAAAAUACGAUACUUUUUCGCCCUCAACCUGCGAGAGAACCUCGGGCUGCUGCCCCGCCUGAUUGGCAGCAUUGUCGAUGCUAUACGAUUUCUCGGGCCAGAGUACUGCGUCCUUUCUAUUCUCGAGGGAAACUCUCCUGAUGGUACAGCUGAUGUCCUCAAUGCUAUCCGACCGCACCUCGAGAGCCUGGGCAUUCGCUAUUACCUCGACAGCUCUACGAUUGACCCGAAAAAGACAGAGCGAAUCCAGGCGCUGGCCGACUUGCGAAACCUAGCGCUGAAGCCGCUCAUUGUAAAUAGCGCUGAUGCCUCGAAAGAUACCACGAUUGUAUUUUUAAACGAUGUUGCCGCAUGCAGCGAUAGCAUCCUCGAGCUCGUCCUCCAACGACGCAACCUCGGCGCCGACUUGGUUUGCGGCAUGGACUGGAACCUGGAUCCGCCACGAUUCUACGAUAUCUGGAUAGCUCGCACAAUUAAGGGCGACGACUUUAUUGAUGUGCCCGAUGGCAGAUGGGAAGAGAUUACAGACCUCUUCUGGAAUGACGACUACGUCAUGAGCCGAUAUAAGGCGUUCCGGCCCUUCCAAGUAUUCUCGUGCUGGAACGGCGGCGCCGUCUUUGGAGCCCAGUCCACGCUCGAGGGCCUACGCUUUAGAGCAGCGAAGCAGGGUGAAUGUUAUCAAGGCGAGCCGCAGAUCUUUUGUAAAGAAAUGUGGUACAAGGGAUUCGGCAAGAUUGCCGUCGUCCCGUCCGUCAAUUAUGAAUACACCAUUGAGGCGGGCAGGAGGAUUAAUAAAUGGAAGGGCUUCGUAUCGGAUAUCGUGUCCCAACAAGACCCUGCGGACGAUAAGAUUGAGUGGCAGCUUACGCCGCCAGCACAAGUAAAAUGUAUAGGAGGCUGGGGCAACACGACUUGGGGACCAUGGGACGAGGCAUUGCCUUGAUGAACAAGAAGCAGCGGGUGACCGCUUGUAACGCAUUAUGCAUCAUUCUCUUUUUUUGUAUUUCUACUUGUAUAUAUAUUGUGUAUCUAUGGGGACAUCAAAAUUCUAUGAAUCUAAUUUUCUAUUUAUACAAGAAAAAACUCCCUAUCUCGUGAGGUGAUUGAAUGACAUCGCUCAAGCAGACAAGCGAGUGACUCUAAGUAGGAAUCUAAGCAAGCGAGUGGCUGUUGAAAAAGUCGAGGAUAAUGGGCGUCGCAUUGAAGCUGGCAACAUGGUGACCGUCACGCUUGUUAUCCUCGUUGGGCUGCGUGCUGGGCCAGUCGUGCCCAAUGACCGAGUUAUAGAUGUGUCUAACGAGCCCGUCGCUGCCAAACUUGUAUAAGGUGGUGUCGGCAGCAACCGACGAGGACGUGUUCUUUGAACCAAGGCCAUCACGGACCGCCCAUUCUUGAAUAAAGUGAGGGAUCGUGGGCAGACAUUCGCCCUUGCGAGCCCCGCCCUUGUAGGCAAUAGUGGUAUCGUUGCCGCCGUGGAACUCGAGGAAGGGGAUAUUGGUACGGCCAGCGUUGCAGGGGAUCUUGACGGUUGAUGCACGGCAAGGCGAAGUAUCAAUGUAAAAGGCGCCUGAGACGGGAGCAAAGGCAGCAAUGCGCUUCGACAGGUCUGCGUCGCAGGCGAGCACGUUGCAGAAGCCGCCGCCGUCAGACUUGCCUGUCGCAAAGAUGCGGCUGGUGUCGAUGCAGUAUUUGGCCUCGAGGUGGUUAAGGAUAUCGGUGGUGAAUUGGACAUCAUUGACUUCGACAUCGGGCACGCCUUGCCAUACGUCCUGUAUCACCAUGUUAGUCUCUGCUGUAGCAACGAAAAAAAGGAGCCUUACGUCAACGCCCUGAGGGUAAAUAACAAACUUGUCUGUGUUAAAGUUCUGCGAUGUCAACAGGUCCAAGUCCAAUUGACUCUGCGCGUUACGGCGGCCGCCAUGGAACGAAAGAAUCGCCGAUGUCUGCGCAGUGGUGGUGUACUUGGGCGGGAUGGAAAUGAGCACGUAUCGCGAGUCGUCGCCGUCGCUGGGAAUCGUCACAUUAUACACGCCGCCGGCCUUUUGGCCAGCAGGGAGUGCCUUGCCACAACCUGCGACGCCUGUAGGCUUGUGAGGAACAGCGCAGGCGCGGGCGGCGGAGGCGACGAGAAGGAAGAGGACGUUGUUGGACAGCAUCGUGUACAGAGACGAAUACGUCAAUUGAGAAGAUGUAGAUGUAGAAAGGAGGAAUUUCUACUGUCAGAU